This is a messenger RNA of Trematosphaeria pertusa, 4575 nucleotides long. RefSeq names its product TIP120-domain-containing protein. The transcript is spliced from 2 exons. Bases 405 to 4427 code for a protein of 1340 amino acids. Gene Ontology annotation, cellular component: nucleus. The record is from RefSeq and is a predicted model, not a curated record. Gene Ontology annotation, biological process: protein ubiquitination; SCF complex assembly. NCBI's taxonomy places the organism in Eukaryota, Fungi, Ascomycota, Dothideomycetes, Pleosporales, Trematosphaeriaceae.
GCGCACAUGCAGCGUUGGCACAACAGUCUGGGUAGCCAACGAUCUUUGACCCGUUCGAGACUCUCCCCGUGAAGGCGGGUUUACCUGGGCACUGAGGUACGAGGCGGGCUCCGUGCGUCUGGGCUCCCUGCGCCGUCUCGAGAGGAACAGGCAACACAGUCGAUUCACCUCCACCACGCUCCUUUCACCCCCGUGCAGCCAGGCACCGCGGCCAGCCUGCGGCCCCCGUCCCAUACUUAAACCCACCGCCCCUCUGCUGCUUCUGCCCUCCUCGCCUCAGCGUCCGCUGCCCGCCUGCUGCAACCCCGCCAUACCCCGCCACGCCGCCACUGCUCCAAAUUCGAAUACACAACCGCCUGCCCUGGACCUCGUCUUUCGCGUCCGCGCACACGUCGAAGCCCGCCAUGGCGCCCUCCUCGUCGGUGCCGCCGAAUCCGACUUCGCACAACGUCACGCAGCUGCUCCCCAAGCUCAACGAUGACGACCCCGACUUCCGCUUCAUGGCGCUCAGCGACCUGCACGACAUGCUGCUCGUCGGCCACCCGACCUUCCUCUCCCACGAUGCGGUCGCGUGCGCAAAGACGGUCGAGGGCCUGCUCAGCACGCUCGUCGACAGCAACGGCGAGGUGCAGAACCAGGCGGUCAAGUGCCUCGGCCCUUUCGUCAACAAGAUACCGGACAACAUCCUGUGUCCCAUGAUCGAGAAGCUGUCCAACUUGCAGACCGAUAACACCGUCGACCAGUCGAUACCCUCUCUGGCCCUCCGCGAGGUUGUCGUGUCGCUGCCGCGUCCCGUCGCUGGUGUUGCGCGCAGCAAGCAGGUCCAGGAUGCAUACAACGCGGUGAGCAAGGUUCUGAUACCGCGAUUAGUGGGAUACAAUGUCAUCUUGCCGUCCCGCAAGGACCUGCCGGGUGUGCCCAAGGGCAUGCUGCAGGUGGAUCUGGACAAGGGCACCGACAGCAACGCCAUCGACGUCCUGACCGAAGUGGCGCGGUGUUUCGGUCCCAUGCUGCAAGAUGCCGAAAUCAACGCGCUACAGAGGAUCACCUUUGAGAUCCUUGAGAACGAGCGAGCGAGCUCUAUGAUGAAGAAGAAGUCUGUCACCGCUGUCUCGACGCUGGCCGGAUACUUCUCCGAUGGACUGCUCAGCAACUUCAUUUCCCGCGUCAUCGAGCAUCUACGUGAUGUGCAUCUGACACGCAGCAAGCGGAAGCUGUACAUCACUAUACUCGGUUCCAUGGCUAGGUCAAUACCCCGCAAAUUCGGCCCAUACCUGAAGACACUGGCACCUUUCGUGUUGAGCGCGCUGAGCGCCCAAGAGGUGGACGAGGAAAUGGAGACAUCGGAUGACGAGUCCGAGCGUGACCCCGAGAUCGACGAAGUCCUGGAAGCCGCCCUCAUUGCUCUGGAAGGCUUCCUGGCUUCCUGUUCGCACGACAUGCGAUCCUACACGGACGAAUCAAUUGAGGCCGCGACGCGCCUCCUGAAGUACGACCCCAAUCUUGCUGAAGAUGAUGACGACGAGGCAAUGGAGAGCGAUGAAGAGGACGCGCUUGAGGACGAUGACUUUGAACAGGAAGCGGGCUAUGAUGAUGACGAAGACGCAAGCUGGAAGGUUCGGCGCUGUGCUGCUAAGGUGCUGUACACAAUUAUCUCUACGCGGAGCAAUGGCGACUUGCUAGACGACGGAACCCUGUACAAUCGCGUUGCACCCGCUCUCGUCGCCCGGUUCAAGGAGCGAGAAGAGAAUGUUCGUCUAGAGGUGCUAUCCACGCUUUCGAAUCUGGUUCGCAAGUCCGGCGAUGGCCCGAUACCCGUCAAGUUCGCCGACGAGCAUCCCGCCGGUGGCACCAUGAUGCCUCCCCCUAGCCGCAAGCGACGCCGAGGUGGUAGCGACGCGAGCAUGUUCGACCUUCAUGGCAGUGCCUCCAUCUCCAUGGGCUACGCAUCCCCUGCACCCGUUGGCACGCCACCUGUCGGUCCGCGAGCAAGCCUGGCCAAACUCAGCCCAGAGAUUAUUCGAGGCGUGUCACAGCUUCUCAAGCAAUCGUCUUCCCCGCCGACGACCAAGCAGGCAUGUGUCGCCUUGCUCAAGAAUAUCGUCAUCACUCAGCGCGGGGGUUUGGACGGUUACCUCAGCCAGAUCGCCGGGCCUAUUGUGGAAACCGCCAAGACUAGCGGCGGCGCGACCAGCACGACCUCAGCUACGGCAAACAGCCUGCGCAUCCAGGCAUUGCAGCUCAUUGGAGCUAUUGCAGAUACCCAUCCGUCUGCUUCGCUUCAGCCAUAUCUUCCCAAGAUUGUGCCCGCCCUUCUCCUCGGGGCUCGCGACAAAUACAGCAAGCUAUCGAUUGAGGCGUUGGCCGCGAGCGAGCAAGUCAUCAAGGCUCUCACACCGCCCCGGUCUGCCGCUUCUGGAUCGUAUAAUCAACAAGACCUGGAGCAAUUGUACGAGACACUGGUGAACCGGAUAGCAGCCAAUGACGCAGAUCUCGACGUUCGACAGAGCGCCAUCCAUGUACUUGGCGUUUUCCUGGGAAGAACCUCUGGGACCGACGGCCUGCUUGCGCCCCAGAAGCGAGCUGCUGGGUUGGAGCUGCUGGCCGACCGCAUCAAGAAUGAGCUCACCCGCCUUGCAUCUGUUCGAGCAAUCGACUCGAUAGCUGCUCACACAAAGGCUCACAACGAGUUGUCCGCGAAAUGGGUCCGAAACGUUGCUCUGGAGCUUGGCGCCCAGUUGCGCAAAGCUAGUCGGGCUCUCCGCGGUGCGAGUUUGACUGCUCUUCGAACGCUGGCAUUAAAUCCCCUUUCACGACAGCAGCUGGAUGGCCAGACCAAGUCCCAGAUCGUUGAGUUGUUGCUGCCUCUACUAAAUGCCGCGGACCUUCAUCUCCUUGGCCCAGCCCUCAUUAUCCUUGCCACAUUCGUCAAGGACGAUGCGAAGUCUGUUAUGACGCCUCAAUUCACUGGUGCGCUUUGCCGGGUUGUCCAGGGCUCGAUCAGUGGCAGCUCACUAGAGGCGCUGCUUGCUCUGGUGCGAACUAUUGGAGAGCAGCGCGCCGGUCAGCAAUUGAUGCAGGCGUUGCUCAAAGACGUUGGCGUCUCUGGUCACCCUGAGGUUGUCGGUAAGGUUAUCGGAAACCUCUUGGUGUACGGCGGCAGCAGCCUGGGAGUCAAGCUCGAGCAGUUCGUUACCGAGCUCGAAACACAACAGGAUGACAAGCGUAAAUACCUUGCUCUUGUUGUCUUAGGGGAGUCGGCGCUUCGGUUGGGAUCGCAAUCCUCCAUUCAGCCUCAGCUUUUUAUCAAGUAUUUCUCCGUCAAGUCGGAACAGGUGCCGCUUGCAGCUGCAGUGGCGCUAGGCCGGGCAGGAGCCGGUAGUGUUGGCAAGUAUCUUCCUGUGAUACUGUCCACAAUGGGUCAGCCUUCAAGCCCACAGUAUCUCCUGUUACAUUCUAUCAAGGAGAUUCUUCAACAUGAUGGUACAGAGUCGGAAAUUAUCCCCUUCGCUUCAGCGCUGUGGCAGAACCUCGUCGCUGCUUCCCAGGCUGAGGAUAACAAAGCAAUUGGUGCGGAAUGUAUAGGUAGGCUCACUAUCAUUGAUCCGAAGACCUACCUUCCGCAACUCCAGGCUUUCCUAGGUGAUCGAAAAGCAAGCGUCCGCGGCAUGGUCAUCUCAGCCCUGCGAUAUACUCUCGCCGACACCGACGAAGGAUAUGACGAAUAUCUCCGCCCCAUCGUGGUCCCCAUGCUCGUCCAGAUGCUCAACGAACCCGAUCUCGACAACCGCCGCCUGGCUCUCACGACUUUCAAUUCCGCCAUGCACAACAAACCCGACAUCAUCAUUCCAGCUCUCGACCAGCUGCUGCCGAUGACCAUGAAGGAGACGGAGAUCAAACCCGAACUCAUCCGAGAGGUGCAAAUGGGUCCAUUUAAGCACAAGGUCGACGAUGGUCUCGAGAUUCGCAAGAGCGCCUACGAGACACUAUACGCUCUACUGGAGACGGCCUUCCCGAAACUUUCGCCGUCAGAUCUUUCUGACUGCUUCGACCGUGUCGUGGCCGGAAUCAGCGACGAGCAUGAUAUCCGCAUUCUCUGUAACCUCAUGCUUACUAAGCUCAUGGUGCUCACUCCAGAGCAGACUCAUUCACGCCUUGAAGCAAUUGCCGAGAACUUCCGUGCCGUCCUAUCGAUCAAGCCCAAGGACAACGCCGUCAAGCAAGAGCUGGAGAAACUGCAGGAAGGUAGUAAGGGUGUGCUGAAGGUAUCUGUCCUGUUGAACAAGCAGAUGGGCAGCGAGAGCGGUGUCCAAGGCCAUGAUGAUCCCCACCUUCGGGUGUGGGCCAGCUACUGGGAUUGGAUCAAUAAGGAACACCAGGCUUCGCUCAAGGGCGUCACAGAUGAGUUGAAGGACCGCGAUCGUUAAGUGUGGUUAAAGGCGGUUUGCGUUUUGAGUGGCGUACAUAGCGGACAUGGUUGCGAGUGGUGCAUUUUCAUGGCAUAGCUUAGCAUGCGAGAGACUGAACCGGAUACAUGGGUAGGCUCUUUCAAAAGCGAAUAUGAAUGGAUAUAUG